UCCCAAAUAGCAAAGAGGAAAAGCGCCAACAUAGUAUAGCACCUUCCAGUAGAGCAUAGACUCCAACGUACCUCUGAGACAUCGGAGACGAACGAGUUAAGUUCCUUGAUAACUUUAUUAAGAGCUAAAGCCGCUAGCACGGGAGGAUUACUUGCAUGUACGGAAGAGUGACGACUGCAUUUGGACUGAGGUCUCAGAACCUCCAUGCGGUCAGACUAUGGUCAUCCUCCUCGGCAACAAACCUUGAGCCGGUAGAUACUAGUUAUACAGGCUUGUUAGAUAAUGGCUCGAGGUUCUGGUGGCCGGUUUUGGUGAUCUAAGGUAAACGUGUAGCUAUACCGGGUUGGGACUUAUCUAUAAGGAGAAAAUGGGGUGGUUCUGUUAACGAAUAACAUAGCCAGAGAAUUAUUU
Serpula lacrymans var. lacrymans S7.9 is the source of this 411-nucleotide messenger RNA. RefSeq lists its product as uncharacterized. Bases 156 to 320 code for a protein of 54 amino acids. NCBI's taxonomy places the organism in Eukaryota, Fungi, Basidiomycota, Agaricomycetes, Boletales, Serpulaceae. The transcript has a single exon. The record is from RefSeq and is a predicted model, not a curated record.